Messenger RNA from Closterium sp. NIES-67, 2149 nucleotides. The record is from the annotation of a GenBank genome assembly. Lineage: Eukaryota; Viridiplantae; Streptophyta; Zygnematophyceae; Desmidiales; Closteriaceae.
AGCAGAGCAAGCCAACCUGCUGCUGCUUCAUCUCCUGCUGCUUCCCUUCAGCACAACCACCCUGCUCCUGUAUCAGCUUUCCCACUCAUCCCCAGUUUCUCGCCUCCCAGCUGAAAUUGGACGGGUCAUACAGCCACCUACUAGCCUCUCUUGCCUCACUUGAUUUUCAUCAUACUCUAGGACACAAACGCAAUCAUCACAUGUCCUGCUGAUUUGUGCAUUCCUGUAAACCGUCAAGUAGAAACCAAACCAGACAAAUCUUCAGCUUUGAACGAUUCAUCCAACCGACGUGAUCUGCCCUCCCGUUUGCAACCAUGGCAAGCCACCACUCCAAUGGCGCGCCGGCUGCGUCACUCUACAGCUACAACGCAAUCUGCGACGGAAACUUCCCACUUGCCGAAAACCCGGCCGCCAUUGCAACCACCACCAGAGCCGGAGAGUUUCGUAUUCCGCUAUACGCAGCGACGACGCACGGAAACGGGCUUCUGGGGCUCAAACUCGCCACGGACUUGCCGUUGGCGCGAAAGGCGCACGGAUUUUCUCGGUUGCGGGAGCACGGGGAGAAACUUGCACAGCAGCAGCAGCAGCAGCAGCGACCGUCGCUGUGCGGAAAGUCCAUCGUCGACAGGAUUUCGUUGCCCGCGUCGCCCACGCGAGUGGUUGCGACGUCGCGAGUCAAAUUCGCAGAUGAGGCGUCGCAGUUAUCGUCGUCUGGGAUGUCGCAGCACCGGGCGACGCCACGGCAGCUGGUGCUAGCCGGCACGGCAUCUCACUCCCUCUCCGCUUCUCUCCAAAUAGACGAAACGGCGGCGGAAAUUGACCUGCUGCCACGCAAACUCCCCGCAACGACGGCGUAUCAGCUCGCCAGCGGUAGCGGGACCGGCGGAGAAGGCGCACGCCAGAACCUACACCCCGUGCAGCAACUAGCGGCGCAAGUGACAGCUCAAGUGGCGGAGCUAAAGCAUGCGGCGAGCGGCGCAGGGAGCCACGUGCGCGCGGCAGCUGAGAACGCGGCGGCGGCGGUGGCGAGCAUCGGCGCGAGUGUGAAGGCGCAGGCGCAGGCGCGGGGGAAGAUCAAGCUCCGCCUGAGCCCCGCCGCCAGCCGCCUGCUCAGCGGCGCCAUCGCGGGCGGUGUUUCCCGAACAGCGGUGGCGCCGCUGGAGACGGUGCGCACGCACAUGAUGUGCGCGGACGUGGGGAGCGUGGCGGCGAACGGCAGCAUGACGCGCGUGUUCCAGUGGGUGGUGGAGAAGGAGGGAUGGGCGGGGCUGUUCCGCGGCAACGCCAUCAACGUGCUGCGCGUGGCGCCCAGCAAGGCCAUCGAGAUGUUCACCUACGAGACAGUCAAGCGCGCGCUCACCCCCACGCCAGGCCUCCCCCCGCCUCUGCCCUUCCUGCUGCCGCUGCCCAUCUCGUCCAUCGCGGGGUCCUCUGCCGGCAUAGCGUCCACCGUGCUCAUGUACCCGCUUGAGCUCGUCAAGACGCGCCUCACUGUCAACCCGCACCUCUACCGCGGCUUCUUCCACGCCUUUCACCGCAUCGCCCGGGAAGAGGGGGUGGGGGCGUUGUACCGCGGCCUAGCUCCGAGUGUGAUGGGCGUGAUUCCAUAUUCGGGGGCGAAUUUCUUUGCGUAUGAUGCGCUGUGCACGGCGUACCGGAAGGCGGCGAAGGUGAAGCAGAUUGAUCCGUUGAUGACGCUCGUGAUUGGCUCUGCUGCUGGAUGCUUCGCUGCUGCUUCAACGUUCCCUCUGGAAGUUGCAAGGAAACAGCUGCAGAUGGGGGCCACAGGGGGGAGGAUGGCAUACAGGAGCAUGCUGCACUGCAUGCAGUGCAUUGUGAGAGAGCACGGAGUAAAGGGGCUGUACAGGGGCAUGGUGCCAUCGUGUGUGAAGAUGAUGCCAGCUGCUGGCAUCUCCUUCAUGUGCUACGAGGUGCUCAAGCGCACCUUGAUCGAGGAGGAGAGGGACGCAUAGGGGAGCUUUUACAUACCGUAAUCACCCGGAUAUAGGCGCAUAUGGGCUUAUACGGAUAGGUUUGAAAAGCCACGUGCGCUUGCAGUCGAAUAAAAAUUGUAAGCGAAUGUGCUGAAAAAAAAAACCGAGUAUUUAUUUGAGUACAUCAAAAUGUAGCCCUUGAGUUUUACUAUCGU